This is a messenger RNA of Notothenia coriiceps (black rockcod), 2134 nucleotides long. Its product is annotated as Y+L amino acid transporter 2. Gene Ontology annotation, biological process: amino acid transmembrane transport. The transcript has 12 exons. NCBI's taxonomy places the organism in Eukaryota, Metazoa, Chordata, Actinopteri, Perciformes, Nototheniidae. The record is from RefSeq and is a predicted model, not a curated record. Gene Ontology annotation, cellular component: membrane. The coding region runs from base 484 to 1956 and encodes 490 amino acids. Gene Ontology annotation, molecular function: L-amino acid transmembrane transporter activity; basic amino acid transmembrane transporter activity.
AGUAGCUAAUUUAAUACACAUUAGCGUUUUCUACAGGUUGUUUGAUUAUAAUGAAUUAUAAUAUGAAUGUAAGAGAGCUGGACAACCCUCGGUCUGUCAGUGGGUGGUGCCUCCAUCAUUUGACGGUUGAGGAGGAGCUAUCUGCAGAUGUUAUGGACUAACUAGCAGAAGUUAAAAUGCGGCACAUGAGUUGAUGCUUGCUCGACUGAAGACACGGCGCAACAUAGAUUAUCCCAAUGGAGAAUUAAUCUGUGGAUUCAACAAUGGUUCUUUGAAACAGGCAGUCUUAGCUUUCCAGUCACACUCCCACCUCCCUCUUUCUUCUCUUGGUGUACAGCCCUCUUUUCAUUUUGACCAGUAUUUUAUUGUUCUGCAAUUUCAACCAGUCUCAGUUUACGCUGCUGGUAGAACGUCUUUGUCACUCCCAGUCACGUCUCUGUUAACUACUCUUGAGUCGAGGCUGAAGGCUGUAAAUCCUCCACAAUGGUUGCUGAGGGGGACUCGGCGUCUCAGGGCAGCGGCGUGCGGCUGAAGCAGGAGAUUUCCCUCCUCCAUGGGGUCUGUCUCAUAGUGGGAAAUAUGAUCGGAUCCGGUAUCUUCGUAUCACCUAAGGGGGUUCUUAAAUAUACAGGCUCAUAUGGCCUGUCCCUGGUGGUGUGGGCCAUUGGAGGGAUAUUUUCUGUGUUUGGAGCGUUAUGCUAUGCUGAGCUAGGAACUACUAUCCGUAAAUCUGGAGCGUCCUACGCCUAUAUCCUGGAGGCCUUUGGAGGCUUAUUGGCUUUUAUACGACUGUGGACGUCGCUGUUGAUAGUGGAGCCAGCCUGUCAGGCGGUGAUCGCCCUGACCUUCGCCAACUACUUGGUCCAGCCCUUCUACCCCUCCUGCCCCUCCCCGUAUGUCGCUGUCCGCCUCAUGGCUGCUGCCAUCAUAGGUCUGCUGACUUUCGUGAACUGUAUGAAAGUGAAAUGGGGAGCUAUUCUUCAGGUCAUCUCCACCGUAGCAAAGGUCCUAGCUCUCAUCGUCAUCAUCAUUACUGGCAUGAUUAAGCUUGGACAAGGUUUCCACCAGAACUUUGAGGACUCCUUCAAAGGCUCCAAGCUGGACCCCGGUAACAUGGCCUUGGCCCUCUACGCAGCCCUGUACUCCUACUCAGGUUGGGACACGCUCAACUUCAUCACAGAGGAGAUUAAAAACCCAGAAAGGAAUCUGCCUUUGUCCAUUGCUAUUUCCAUGCCCAUUGUCACUGUGAUCUACAUCUUGACCAACAUCGCUUACUACGUGGUGAUGGAUGCAGACCAAGUGCUCACCAGUGAAGCUGUUGCUGUGACGUUUGCUGACGAGGUGCUGGGCUGGGGUCGAUGGAUGAUCCCGCUCUCUGUGGCCAUUUCCUGCUACGGAGGCCUCAACUCCUCCAUCAUCGCUGCCUCCAGGUUGUUUUUCGUCGGAUCCAGAGAAGGUCACCUACCUAAUGUGCUGUGCAUGAUCCACAUCAAGCGUUUCACACCAAUCCCUGCUCUGCUUUUCAAUGGUGGCAUGUCUCUGUUAUACCUGUCCGUGCCUGACGUUUUCCAGUUGAUCAACUACUUCAGUUUCAACUACUGGUUGUUCAUCGGCCUGUCGAUAGCCAGCCAGAUCUACCUCCGCAUUAAAUUUCCCGAUAUGCGAAGACCUGUUAAGCUGUCUUUGUUCUUCCCCAUCGUGUAUUGCUUGUGCAGCGUUUUCCUGGUAGUUGUUCCCCUCUACAGCGACACCAUCAACUCUCUGGUGGGGAUUUCUGUGGCCUUGUCUGGUGUACCUGUGUACUACUUCUGCAUCUACCUGCCAGCCAGCUCCAGACCAGCCUUCCUCAAUACAAUGCUUGAUAGGAUCUCUCUGUACACCCAGAAACUGUGCAUGUGCUGUGUGGCUUCGCCUGAUAUCGACCUGGACAAUAUAGACCAGGAGAAGAUUGAAUGAUGGAGCAACAAAGGCCUUGUGUGGAAUGGAAUAACAAGAAUGAACACAAAGGAAAGCUUUGAGCUGUAUAACUUGAUGAAGAAGAAACGGGAGAGGUGAGCUGUACACAUAUCUUCUCCUCUUCUCUCACAUUUGAGCCAUAUCGUAAAAGGACCAGGAGUGGAUAAGUACACCACCC